UCUGCCGAGGGAGGGGUCGCUCAGGAGUGGCGGGGGAGGGCGGGGGCCGGGCCGACGAGAUGGCCUGGCCCUGCAUCAGCCGGGCGUGCUGCAUCGCCCGCUUCUGGAACCAGCUGGACAAGGCGGACAUCGCUGUGCCUUUGGUCUUCACCAAGUAUUCCGAAGCCACCGACUUCCCGGGGGCUCCGGUGGUCCUCCAACAGCAGCAGCCGCCGCGCCUCCCAGCGGCCAUCGAAACCCAGCCGGCUGCCCUCAGCGGUGACCAGGAUGGGGUCGCCAGGGUGACCUCUGUCGCUGGGGACCAAGGACCGGGCCCACACAAAACCGGGCCCAAAGACCAGGCCUGUGGUGAUUCGGUCAUGCGCCAGGACUACAAACCCUGGAAAUUCCAGAGGCCAGAGACCAGCUGUAAGCCCAGAUGUGAAUAUCAGCCCUCAGACACUCCCUUCGAGAAGGAGAGCCAGUACCAGAAGGAUUUCCGGGCCUGGCCCAUCCCCAAGAGAGGGGACCACCCUUGGAUCCCCAAACCCCUGCCUAUCCCCCCGGUCGACCUCGACAAGGGGUCCAAGGAAAGAUCCGGCAGCCAAGAGAGGAGGAGGAAGGCUCUCGGGAGCCUGGAGAAAGAGAAGCGGGGAGGGAAGGACGAGGAGGUGGCCAAGGCAAGCAAGCUUGAAGAAGGGCAAGUCAAGAAGACCAAAAAGCGGGUCCACAUCAUGGAAGAUGGGGCUCCACCACAGCAGCCGGGGACCUCCGCGCCAGCAGAGGGCAGCAAAGGACGGGCCGCGGUGGACGCACUCAACCGGCAGAUCAAGGAGGAAGUGACGGCGCGGGUGAGCACCUCUUCCUACAGGUGAGAAAC
Messenger RNA from Heteronotia binoei (common prickly gecko), 859 nucleotides. Its product is annotated as microtubule-associated protein 6 homolog. Gene Ontology annotation, molecular function: calmodulin binding; microtubule binding. NCBI's taxonomy places the organism in Eukaryota, Metazoa, Chordata, Lepidosauria, Squamata, Gekkonidae. Gene Ontology annotation, cellular component: cis-Golgi network; microtubule; axon. The transcript has a single exon. The record is from RefSeq and is a predicted model, not a curated record. The coding region runs from base 60 to 854 and encodes 264 amino acids. Gene Ontology annotation, biological process: cytoskeleton-dependent intracellular transport; regulation of microtubule cytoskeleton organization; positive regulation of axonogenesis.